Poecile atricapillus (Black-capped chickadee) is the source of this 2621-nucleotide messenger RNA. RefSeq names its product transmembrane protein 19-like. The transcript is spliced from 6 exons. NCBI's taxonomy places the organism in Eukaryota, Metazoa, Chordata, Aves, Passeriformes, Paridae. The record is from RefSeq and is a predicted model, not a curated record. Gene Ontology annotation, cellular component: membrane. Bases 92 to 1270 code for a protein of 392 amino acids.
CGGGGCCGGGCGCUGCGUGUGCCUCCGGGCACCCCGCGCAGUGCAGCGCAGCUCGGGGUGGGCCGGCCGGGGUGGCCGCAGCAGCCUCUCCAUGAGCGCCUCGGUGCCUCCCGGCAGCGGGCCGGGGGCGGUGCGGGCCGGGCGCGGCCGCGGCUCCGGCCGGGCGGGAGGAGAAAGACGAGGAGAAGGAGGUGGUGGCGGUGUCGCUGAUGCCCUGCGCCUUGUGUUUUCCCAUCAGGUGUUGUCCUUCUUGCUUCCCAUGUCCUAUUACCAGGAGGAUUUCUUCAGAGACUACCUCAAAAUGAUGGCGAAUAUGGUCAUCCUGAACUUGCUCAUUUGUAUUUCGUUGGCGUUCUGGAUCGUGUCCAUGACUGCAAGUACGUACUACGGUACUUUACGACCCAUUUCUCCAUGGCGCUGGCUUUUUUCAGUCUUGGUCCCACUAAUUAUUGCUACACAGGGUUUUAAGAAGAAGAGUCUCGAUCACAGUGGUGCAUUGGGAGGGCUGGUGGUUGGAUUUAUCCUUACGGUUGCGAAUUACAGUUUUUUCUCUUCUUUGUUUGUAUUUUUUGUUACUUCUUCGAAACUUACUAAGUGGAAAAAAGAUAUAAAGAAGCAAAUAGAUUCAGAAUACAAAGAAGGUGGACAGAGGAAUUGGGUUCAGGUAUUCUGUAAUGGUGGUGUUCCAACAGAGCUGGCUCUCUUAUAUAUGAUAGAAAAUGGACCAGGUGAAAUUCCUAUUGACUUUUCAAAGGAAUACACAGCAUCAUGGAUGUGCUUAUCCCUUUUGGGAGCUUUGGCAUGCUCUGCUGGUGAUACAUGGGCUUCAGAGAUUGGUAGUGUUAUGAGUAAAAGCAAACCAAGAUUGAUAACAACCUGGGAACAGGUUCCAGUAGGUACUAAUGGAGCAGUUACUUUAGUGGGCCUGAUCUCAAGUUUGCUUGGAGGCAUGACAGUAGGUAUAGCCUACUUUAUAACUCAACUUGUUUUUGUGACUGAUCUGGAAAUAUCUGCUCCACAAUGGCCCAUUAUUGUGUUUGGUGCAGCAGCUGGCCUGCUGGGAUCAAUUGUUGAUUCAUAUUUGGGAGCUACUAUGCAAUACAGUGGUUUUGACCAGACAAUUGGCAUGGUUGUUAACCAUGAAACAAAAGACUCCAAACACAUAUCUGGAAAACCUAUAUUAGACAACAAUGCUGUAAAUCUUUUUUCUUCUGUAAUCAUUGCUCUGGUGCUUCCAGGCACAGCAUGGUUUUUCUGGCCAAGGGGUUGAAAUGGUUUAGGCUUUUCUGCAUGCAAUCCAUUUAUGUUCAGUCUUGCUCUGAGAGACGCCAAAGAGUUCCAGUUGAACUCUCUUUUAAGAGAUGGAUCUGAAACAUUCAGGAAGGUGGAGGAUUUUCCAUCUCAAGUUGUUAAGGCUGUAAACCUCAUGUGACAAUCAGCAUCUCUCAGGAAGGUGCUUUGUCAAUAAUGCUCUUGCUGCUCCUCAGGGGGAUGUAGGUCAUUGCCAAGUGAGGUGAAGCACUUGAUUCAUUUAUCCUCCAUUCAUGGAGCUGAAGUGUUGGUGUCUAUUCUCUUCAGUGUCCGGCAUCUGGAAGGGCAAGAAACUGGAAAUAAAAGUCUAAUCAACAUCAAUCAGUGUGAUGGAGCCUUGUGGCUAUUCUCCAAGCUAGACACAAAAUACACUGCAGCUUUAUAUAGGCAAUGGUAACAUGGGUGAAGUGGGUGAAUUCUGAUAUUUCUCAUUAUCUACAGUUUGUAAGGUCUUUUGUGGAAGUAUUUGGGUGGGGAAGGGAGAAUUCAGCCUUGUUGCCUGUUCUCUAUCCUAAUAGUAUCUCCACUUCCCUGAGAAUAGGUUUGAUAAAAAUGAUCCAUACACAACAUUUGAAGCAAAAAUCUAAAUUUAAAGUAGAAACUCACUAGCUGUCCAGUAAGAAUAAUAAAGUUUUCUAUGCUUUUUUGACAUCUUUAUUUCAAAACUAAUGAUAUUUAUAAAGAUUUGUCAAUACUGUAGUACUUAACAAAUAAUUUAAAAUUAAAGAUGACAGUUAUAUAUUCAUAUUCAUCUCUUUAGAAAGAGAAUGCUUUUUUUCUAUAAGCAUGGAAUUGUUCCAUAGUGUUUGGCAUUCUAACCAAACUAUACUGUUUAGUUAUUUCUCAACAGCAGAAAUGUUUCCCAUUUUGUGUGGGGCUUCUAUUUAGAGAUGAUGGCCUCAGCCAAAGAAGUUACAGAUGUUACCCUUGUAGCAAAUGGGCGAAGUCACACUUAUAAACCAUUUAAAAAUAGAAAUUUAAUUUUUGAUGCUCAAGCUCCUUCGUUAGGUAAUUAUGUCUUCCAUCAUUCAUUUAUAAAAGUUGUGAAAGUAAUGUAGCCAGUACAGAUUGUAUUUAAACUUUAGAGAUAGCCUCAUAAUAACUUCUCAGUGUUGAUAUUCAGAAGCAUGGACCCUUAUUUUUAACUUAUGAAAAGCUUUUUCUUUAAUUGUUAGAGAUAGAUUAAUAUUUUGUAUUGAACAUCUGGGGUUUUUUUUACAAGUGUUUUGUGUAUAUUGCCUGUCUUAAUGCAAUUGACUUUUUAUUUUUUCACCUUUUAUGGGAAUAUUAAAAAACUUUAACACCUUCCA